Messenger RNA from Lucilia cuprina (Australian sheep blowfly), 4978 nucleotides. Its product is annotated as probable basic-leucine zipper transcription factor D. NCBI's taxonomy places the organism in Eukaryota, Metazoa, Arthropoda, Insecta, Diptera, Calliphoridae. The transcript has 2 exons. Gene Ontology annotation, cellular component: aryl hydrocarbon receptor complex; nucleus. Bases 911 to 3532 code for a protein of 873 amino acids. Gene Ontology annotation, biological process: regulation of transcription by RNA polymerase II. The record is from RefSeq and is a predicted model, not a curated record. Gene Ontology annotation, molecular function: DNA-binding transcription factor activity, RNA polymerase II-specific; protein dimerization activity; RNA polymerase II cis-regulatory region sequence-specific DNA binding.
AGUAUUCUGCAAUCUCUUCUAUCCCAAUAAUAUACACAUUAUUUAUAUUAACGGUAUUACUUUGUAACCGUUUGAUAUUUAGGACGUUAUUACACUACAACAUAACUUUUUCAUUCCCUUUUGUAUACAAUUUCUGCAAAAAUCCAAUUCGCUCACUGAACAUAUCUCUCAACAAAUAAAAUUGAGACGACAAAUAUUUUCGGUGGAACUUUUCCAUUUCGUUGCUGAUAAAAAAUUAGUUAAAAAACAAUUAUUAUAAACAAUUCUAAUAGAAAAAUUGUGAAAGUAACGUAAAAAACUAAAGGAUAAAUAGUUUGCAAAAAAUACGACUUUAUUUAAUUAAUUGAAACUGCAGCAAAUAAAAACACAAAAGUGGAACAGAGUCGUAAAAUUUUAGUAGAAAGAAAAAAACGGACACGCAACCAAAAGACGAACAACGAUUAGAUGAAUGGCUGGCUGGUUAGUUGGUUGAUUGGUAAAAAAAAUAUUGGUACUAAAUUAUGGAAGGAGGUGGUGGCGAGGCAGAUAAACAAUUGAUAGAAGAGUCCAAAUCAGCCGUUAAAGAGGGAGACGAAUGGUGAGAAAAACACACAAGGAAGACCUUGAAAAUAUAACAAUAAACAACAAUAAGAACAUAAAAUAGAAAUUAAAAAAGAAUAAGUAAGAAAGAAGAGAAAUUUUUGAGAAAUAAAAACAAAUAAAAGUAGAUAAGUGAUAAAAUAAAUAAAGUGUAUAAAAAUUACGAAAAAUAUAAAAGAACAGUGCUACGAAAUAAACAAAUAACGAAAAAACAGAAUAUAAUAAACAAUAACAAAAAGGGAAAAGAACAAAAAAAAAAAAUUACGAGUUAAGGGGUCAAUGUGAGUAGAGCAGAUAUAUAGGAAAAGGCGCAAAGAGAACAAACCAAAUAAUGACGACUAUGCCAACACAAACUUUAGUGCAACCCAUUAAAAUUGCAGUUAAAAAUAUGGCUAAUACGCAAAAUACAACAUCGCCCUCCACGUCCCCUAAAACAGCUAGCGUAGUACCUACACCAAUUGCUUCACCUUCAGAAACAGAUACAGCAUCAACUGUUAUAAAUGGUCGUGAAGCACGAAAUUUAGCAGAAAAGCAACGUAGAGAUAAAUUAAAUGCAAGCAUUGGUGCAUUGGCAAAAAUGGUACCACAUGCUGCCGAUUCACCAAAACGUCUAGACAAAACGGGGAUUCUUCGUUUGACCACCCAUGGUCUGCGAUUGCAGUAUGUAUUUGGCAAAUCGGCUGCACGUCGAAAAAUGCUACACAAAGGCGAUAGUCAUGUAAUGGCAAACACUUUACUACAUCUGCUGGACAGUUUCUUUAUAACACUCACUUGUCAUGGGCAAAUAGUGUUGAUAUCAUCCAGUGUUGAACAUUUGUUGGGUCACUGUCAAUCCGACUUGUAUGGUCAAAAUCUUCUGCAAAUUACACAUCCAGAAGAUCAGGAAAUGUUACGACAAGAAUUGAUACCCAGUGAUAUUGAAUCAUUGUUUUAUGAUUAUCACAAUUCUACAAAAACAUCUUCCUCCAACUCCACAUCGUCGUCAUCAACAUCUCCCAGCUUCACGCAAGAACAACAACAUCGUUCCUACACAACAUCUCAUCCGCACCAACCUGAUGAAGACGAUCAUAAUCACCAUCAUUUGGAAAACGAUGAAAACUAUUUGGCCGAGAUUGAUCAAAAACUACGGGCAGAUAAGCGUUGUUUUACUGUGCGUUUAGCUAGAGCCUGUACUCGUUCGGAAUCGAAAAAAAUCUAUGAAAUAGUAAAAAUCGACGGUUGUUUUCGUCGUAGUGAUUAUUCGGCUUUGGCUACCGGAUCGUGUAAUUAUCCUAUUGUAUCUCAACUUAUAAGACGAUCACGCAAUAAUUCGUCGUCUUCCAUGUGUGGAGGAGUGAAUAAUAAUGGCAUGAAUAGUGGUGGUAGUAGUGGAUUAUUUAUACCUCAUCUCAUGCAACAUGAUGCCAUUGCGCAGGCAGCUUUACAUGGUGUCAGUGGCAAUGAUAUUGUUCUCGUAGCAAUGGCUCGUAUUAUAAGACCACCAAAAAUAUUGAAUUACUCAUUGGAAGCUAAUCGGUUAGAAUAUAAAACUCGUCAUUUAAUCGAUGGUCGUAUUAUCGAUUGCGAUAAUCGUAUUGGUUUGGUAGCUGGCUAUUUAAAAGACGAGGUUCGAAAUUUAAGUCCAUUUUCUUUUAUGCAUCAAGACGAUGUUCGUUGGGUCAUUGUGGCGUUACGACAAAUGUACGAUUGUAACAGUGAUUACGGUGAAAGUUGUUAUCGUCUAUUAUCGCGAAAUGGCAAUUUCAUCUACUUAAACACCAAAGGCUAUUUGGAAAUCGAUAAAGGCACUAAUAAAGUACAUUCCUUUGUUUGCGUUAACACAUUGCUGGACGAGGAAGAAGGCAAACGUAAGGUACAAGAAAUGAAGAAUAAAUUUUCCAUUAUAAUAAAUGCCAAAGUACCCACAAAUUCUAUGCAAGAUGUGCCAGCAUCACAAAAUCCCCAACAAUUAGAGAGAAUUGUUUUAUAUUUAAUAGAAAAUUUGCAAAAACGUCAAACAAAUGCUUGUGUGGUCGAUGAAAUACACUCGGAAGAUGAUGUUAAACGUCAUACGACAACACCACCGUUGGCAUUGGUGCCACCAGAACCAGUAUCUGUAAUAAACUCAAUUUCCAAAUCUGUAAGUGUUGUAAUUGCAACAGCAGCUAAAAGUUUUGCAGUACAAAAUAACCAAAAUAAUAACAACAAUAAUCGUAACAGUAACACAAGUAACAACAAUAAUAAUAAGACUACAGAUAAUUUAACGCAAACAGAUGAACAAAAAUACAAUAAUGAAAGUGUACUAACACGUCCCAGUGUAUUGCAAAUGCGAGCUAAACCACAAUGUCAGGAUGCAACAUUUAGUUUAUAUUCCUCUUCGCCCACAUCAUCUAAUUUAAAUUCACCUGACAACUACAUUGAUAACAAUAAUGCACAGCAUGUAUCUGUUCUUAAGCGCAUACGUGUGGAUACUUCGACAUCGACGACGCCCUUUAAAGAGGAAGAUGUUGAUGAUGCUUAUCAUACACCACAACCAGCCAAACGUACACUAAGUAAUUCUUCCGCCACCUCCUCUGCCUCUUCAACAUCAUUAUCUACCACCUCCUCGCCUACAAUAAACUCAUGUUUACUAUCACCUAACGAAAGGAAUGAUAACGAGACUGAGAUUCAUGAUUUUAUAUCGUCACAUCUACGUCAAGUCGGAGAGUCAUUAAAUUGUAUUGAUGCUCAAACGUCUAAUUUACGUCAACAUUGUUCCAGUCGUCUACCCACUUGUCUGGAUAAUAAAUUAGAUGCCAUUAUCAUAGAACAGAAAAAACAAAGUGAGUUUUUAGUUAAUAUUAAAAACGAAUAUGAGGUUUACAAAGAACAACAACAAUUCACCCCCAAUUCACCCAAAUAUACGCAAAAUCGACAAGGUCAAAAACAACAACAACAACAGCAGCAACAACUUUCAUCACCGGAUAUACUUUAGUAAGGACUCAGUUAGUUUCAAUGAAUGAAUUGCCUGUCGUCUGUCUAUAUAAUUAUUUGUUUGUCUCUACGUUUUUCGUUCAUGUAAGUAUAUUAACUCAAUAAUACUUACUAUUGUUAUUAUAAUUAUAUUUAAGUACCUAUCAAUCUACUACAUAUGUAUGUGUAUUUGUAUGUAUGUUAGUUACUGUAUGUAUGUAUUUAUUUCCAUCUAAGCUAUUACUCUUUCUUUUUCAUCUAGUUAAAGUCCAUCUAAUGGAGUGGUAUUGAAAUUUUUUUAAGUAUGCAAGAACAAAUAAUAUUAUUUUUUUAAAUAAUAUUCUUUAUUAAUUUAUCUAUUUAAGUCGGUAAUUACUUUGAAUUCCUUAAUUUAUUAUACGAAAGAUAAAAAAACUUCCUUUUCAAUUCCUUAUUUUAAUUUUAACUCACAUUAUAAUAAUAAUAAUUUGUCAAUACAUUGGGAUAUGUAAGAGUGAGUACAUGUUGUUGAGUUCGUCAUAGUUUGUUUGGUUUUGUGUGAAAUUUAUUUUAUAAUUAAUGAUUGAAAGGAAAUUAACAAUGUAACAGGUUUGCAAGCUAUUAAAUUAACUUAUAGUUUUUACGACUGUAAGUAUGUAGUAAUGAAAGCAUUAUUGGUUGUUGAAAUUGAGCAGGUAUUCAUAAUAAAUAUGAUAUCUUGGAAAUUGUUGAUAAUGUACUUCUUCCAUACUAAUUAAUAAUCAUUUAUAAAUCCGGGGUUUUUAAAACACUGUGACCGAAGUUAAACCCGAAAGCAAUAAGAGUCCUAUUAGGAUUGCAUAGAAUAUUCUAUACUCAUAUGAGUAUAAGAACUCUGUAGUUGUUGUUGUAACAGGUUGGCUGUAACUGGAUGUUCUUCCCUGGGGAAAAAACUUUCGGUUAAUACAGCUGUUGCUGAGUUGACAAUCUUUGGCCGAUUAAGAAUCGGGUCGUUCCGGAGCAGAGAUCCAAUUGUCGUGGGAACGCUCUGUUGGAGUAUGAACCGUUUUUGCACAAUUGAAGCCAUUGUAUCAGGCUUUUUCAGGUUGUGAAAAAAAACGAAAAGAAUCUGGGGCCAUUUUAUGCGACUGUCCUAUAGUACAGACUCUGAGACUAAAAUGGCUAGGAAAAAUAUUUCGCGAUAAACAUUAUGCAUCUUCCAUGUCUCAUUUUUCUUUUCAAUCUAUUUGAGAAGGGUAUAAACUCUUCACAUUCUUUUUCUUUUAUUAUUCUAUGCCUGUGUUCUGUGACAAUCGAAUCGACAAAAAUAUUCGAAGCAAAUAUGAAUGUAUAGACGGGCAUAGCCGACCCUGUGAUACCCAACACCAGUCAGUAUGUUAAAAUUAAGGAUUAUUAAAAAACGAAGCAUUUGAUUUGUUUUUUUAAUUUUAUUCCGUAAUAUUAUUACUUAUUUUUGUUAAAAAAUACAUUUUUUUACAAGACGACGAGU